Molecule: messenger RNA, 7408 nt
Organism: Lethenteron reissneri (Far Eastern brook lamprey)
Lineage: Eukaryota; Metazoa; Chordata; Hyperoartia; Petromyzontiformes; Petromyzontidae
Product: CD151 antigen-like
Biological process (GO): cell migration
Cellular component (GO): plasma membrane
Source: RefSeq, a predicted model, not a curated record
UGGCGCAGCGCGGUGGAGACGUCCACCUCCUCCUCCUCCUCCCGCACCCGAACCGCGGUGCCCGCUAGCUACGGGGUGAGUGGCGCGCAUAGAAGUACCGCACAACGCGAGACGAACGCGGAUUUCUCGAGCCCCCCCCCACACCACCACACAGGGGCCUACAGCAUCGGAUCGCCGUGUACCAAGUGGGGGGUUUGGUGGUGGGCCAGCAGGAGUUGACCGGUUGGGAGGACAGCGAGCAUCAUGGCCGGGGCGAAGAACUACGAGGACAAGGAUGGGGGGAAUGCGUGUGGCACUGUCUGCCUCAAGUAUCUGCUCUUCAUAUUCAACUUCAUCUUCUGGCUGGCAGGCUGCGGGGUGAUGGCGGUGGGCAUCUGGACGCUGGUGGAGAAGGCCGACUACAUCAGCCUGCUGGCCUCAAGCACCUUCGCUGCCACCGCUUACAUCCUGGUGAUCGCCGGGGCUGUCGUCAUGGUAACGGGCGCGCUGGGAUGCUGCGCCGUCGUCAAGGAGCGUAAGGCCUUCCUCCAAGCGUACUUCAUCCUGCUGCUGCUCAUCUUCCUGCUGGAGAUCAUUGCCGGAGUCCUCGCCUACAUCUACCACCAGCAGCUGAGCUUGGAGCUUCACCAACACCUGAACAGCACCAUGGUGGAGAACUACCAGCAGGACCAGCAGGACCGCGUCACGUCCGCCGUGGACAAGCUGCAGCAGGAGUUCAAGUGCUGCGGCAGCAAGAACUACCAGGACUGGGCGAGCAGUCGCUACAUCCGCUCGGCGGCGAGCAACGACCGCCUCGUGCCGGACUCGUGCUGCAAGACGCGCACGCCCAGCUGCGGCAAGCGCACGCACCCGUCCAACAUCUACAACGUGGAGGGCGGCUGCAUCACCAAGCUGGAGAAGUUCCUGUCCGACCACCUGCUCAUCAUCGGCGCUGUGGGCAUUGGUGUGGCCUGCCUGCAGGUGCUGGGGAUGAUAUUCACUUGCUGUCUGUACCGCAAGCUCAAGUCGGACCCGUACUAAUCAGCGGUUCGUGCAUCAGCCCCACCGCCCCCACCUCCGCAUCGCCUGCCGUUUCGUCGCGUCAAACCACACCACUCUCUUGCCGACCGCCGUAUUCCACUUCGUUCUCGCCCGGUGCUGAUGCCCAGUCGGUCACCUGCCGUGGCCAAAACCCAGACACGAGCACCUUGAGGUUGCAGCCUUUUCUCUUUGUAAUCUUUAUUCCCUGACGUUCAUUCUCAUGAGCCCCGGCCGGCUGGCCGAGCGGUAAGUGCACUCACCGCUCGGCCAGCUAGCAUGGGAAGCGACGGUUCGAUCCCCGUUACAGCUGCCCGCUAAUUUAUUUGGCGAAUGUAUUACUGAGCCUCUGAGGCUUGAUUGGGAACAGCCCCGUAAUGUUAUUUGCAAGAGCAGGCAAUUCUAUGUAAUGCCUCAAAUGUAACACUACAUAUGUAAUCAAUCGUACAAUGAUAUAUAGUCGUAUAUAAUCGGUGAUAAUGUAGUAAAUGAGUUGUAGAGAAAUCAUGGCCGUUGAUUAUGAUUAAUGCAAUUAAUAGUAAAUCUCACUCGACCUCCCCCCUGGUUAAUUUGAUAAUCUUAAAUACAAUUCGAUGAUUACUCCGACUUUUAAAUCAUGGAACGGCUAUGGCCACGACACCACGGUGACAGUGGUCGUCACAGCAGCCGUAACAGCGACGAUGUCAGCACGGACGAUGGCCGCGAUAAUCACGACGACGGUGGUCAUCUCCCACAGGGGUUGACACCGACUGCACGAAUGAUCGGCCUUGCGAGCACGUGCUUAGUCUGAUCUCAUCUAGCCGUAUCUUCCGCACGAUGGUUAACGAUGCGUGAAUGUUGGUGUCGGCUGUGUUCCUUGUAACAAAUCUCGCCGUGAGAGCACUCUCCCAUCCCAAGCUGCGCACUUCGCUUCGCUCGAAAGUUUGUGCCUGGUGUGCGAGUUCGCUGGCUACCUUCAUCUCCACGCUACGUGCCACCUUAUUGUGCCGCACGUAAUUCCCUGUGCCGAUUGGCGCCUGCUCACCGCAGGCUGCGCGCGCUUGUAUAUUAUUUGUCUCCACUGCGUGCCGCUUAUGUCUCCACUGCGGUUGAAUUGCGACGGCGAUAAUAGGAAGGAAGGUGAAAGUUAAUAGCAACGCGAGAAACUACGCGUUCUAUCGCCUGCUUCGAACAUUUGGUCCCUUCUCCGGAAUCCGCAAUAUAAAAGCACUCGCACGAUAGACAGCAGCAGCGUCGCCUGCACGCGUCACAACGAGUCGAGGUGCCGUGCCCGGUUAACGUUUCAUUCGCGUCUACGGGUUUUUAAAAGCGUGCACGCUGAUUGCGUCCUGUUCCGGCCCUCGUCCGUGAAUUACCGUGCUUGCCGCUCCUUUGCCGGCGAUUUUUAGGAGAAAUUAGACCGUGGCGAGACUCCGUGACCUGCCUGCGCGCCGAGGGCAAUUCGGGCUUGGCGACGUAUCUGUGCUCGUGGGCUCUUCCCUUCUCUCUCGCACUGCGCUGGCGUUUCACGUCCAAUGCCUUGGGAUCAUCGUGGUCUUGGAGGAGGAUUUUUUUUAACGUUGCCUUACUAUGAUAUGCUUUGUUGUCUUGCUUUACUUAUAUAAUGUGGUGUUUUUGUUGUUGUUAGUAUUCUCGGAGGAGAUGUGAGUUUAAGACGCCCAUGCCAGUUUGCCUGAUCUCAUUGAUUUAAGUGCCUUUCUCUGCGUUGUGUAACUUACCUGAUGGGUAGCUGGAAUGACGCCUUGGCAAUCGCUCCAUAGCGCCGUGCGUGCGUGUAUGCGUGUGUGCGUGUGUCUUUGUAGCAUCUGUGGGGAGCGGUAGUGCAACGGUUAGCGCGCUGCGCUACGAACCCAGCGACCCGAGGUUCGAUCCCCGCUGACGGCCAACACCAGUGACGAUUAUCUGGGCCUCCCCUAGGUCGACUCGGCCUCAAAUGAGUACCUGGUACAAUGUAAAAACAUUUCCACGAGAGAGACGAAAGCGGCCGGGCGUGGUGUUAUCCACCCACCCCCUCGUGUGCCGUGCCGGCCUUCAAAGGCGUUCUCUAGAAGCAAAAUGCUUCUGGAGAAGGCUGUAUGGGGGAUGUUUGUUGUCGUAGAAUUUAGCGCACCGCACUGUGGGCUCGGUGAUCUUGGUUCGAUACCCGGCCGUGACUAACAUUCGUGGCAAGAGGUAUCUGAACCUGUCCUGGGCCUCCCCUACGUCAACACGGUAUUAAAUGAGUACCCGCCUGUGGUGUGUUAACAUAGGCACAGGGGGAGUUGAAGGUAGCUGGGUGUGGAACUGGCCGGAACAGUUGUUAAAUGUAACUGGUGUUGGUCAAAAACAUCCCGAUGCUGAAAAAUGUUGUUGCAAAUCACUCAAAUGUGGGAUUACACGUGGCAGCAUCAACAUCACCCCCUUUUGUCAAAACUUAGCAGGACCCCCCUGAAUAAGUCCUGGGACUCUGCGAGGCUUCCCCGGGUAAACGAAGCAAGUGUCCUCUUGUGGCCGUGUCAACCUUAGUAGUUGCUCACUAAGUAAACUACACUCUACGCUCUCCAACACUAAAUGGAGUAUAUUGGUUUUUAGGGUGCGUAUUUGAGGUUUUUUUUUAUUUCCUAUAAAGUGCUUUUACUGUAGCGUUGUAGACAAAUUGAAUGAGUCGUGCCAGCCUACUGUUACUUAACUUACCACGAUCAAAACUUGCCGUGAAGGUAGCCUGUCAAAGGCAUUAUUAAAUACCUUAUAUAUACACACGCACACACUGCACAUGAUAUAUAUGUACACACUAUCCGCUUGUAAAACAUUUUUAUUACUCGAGUUUUAAUGGUCAACGUGAGCUUCGUUUUUGACCGGGGGUGAUCGAAAAGUCCAUGGGAGUGGAGUUUUAUCUUGAUUCGAGGUGUACCGAUGUAUACAUUCAUCGAUUGAAGCUCACGACAAAAGCGAUAUUGAAACGAACCCCACGCCGUAAUGUUACAGCAGCAAAAAAAUCCCUUCCAGAAUCAUAUCGCAACGCAACAUUAUCGCGACGGUUCGUUGAAUUGCGUUGUCAUGCCCAUGAACCGAAUUCACUGGUGGACUUACAGUCCCGAUUGGCGGAGACCCGAUUCCACUUUGUACGAUUAACAUGUCUCAUUAUUUUCAGAUGCCUUUUUAUGUAUAAAAAAUAUAAAUGUGGGUAGAAAUGGGGCACAUUUUUAUAUUUUUUAAACACCUGAUCUGUUUAAUAGUCUAGUCGAUCAGCUCGCAAUGUGGUGAUUUAACGUGGUGGGCAUUCCCACCUUUUCCAAGACCUACUUGUCCAGCGUGAAGGAGCAGUCGACAUACCCUCGACGGGGGCUCUCGGAACUCCCCAGGAGUCGAAACCCUUCCGCCAGUAGUGGCUCCAGUGAGUAAUUGCAGGGUUGUACCUUAACAAUUCUAUUUAAUACAAUUUUAAAACACUUCAUAAUCGAAUAAUAAAACGGGCCAAGAUUUCCCAUUGGAAACAAAACCCCGUGACGGUUAUAUGACCGCUGACUUUACGAUCACUCCUUUUCUCGUCUUGCAGUCAUUGCGGUUUUAAACCUUGCGGAUAGUAAGUACACAAUUGCCCGAUGGUCUCGCGUGUCAGGACCCAUUCACAACAUAUUUAGUAUGUGCGGUCUGGGUGGAUGCAACAGAAGUUGCCACGAGAGGUUUGGGGGAGUAAGGGAACGGAACUUGCCCCGAGCUCGGCUGUUACGAUCCAUCAGACGCCGACAGCGGAUUCUUAUUGUGCCAAGUUUCUUUAUUCUUGAAAGUGUUCUGUUAAUCUUUUUUUGUUCCAAUCGUGCCAUCGGCGUCAUCACGAGACGAGGAAUCCAUUCGGAAAGCUCGCCUAGCAGAGCCGACCCCGUGUGCUGGAUCACGGCUGCAGAAUUGCUUCAGCCCUCAAGUGGUGGUCGCACUUUCCACACACACUCUGCUAUCAAAAGGUCGUGUGACGUUCAAACCGAUUAUUUUAAAGUUUCACGGUUAGAAUUCAUCCAAAUUAACUCCAAACCAAAUUCAAUUUGUUGGGUUUAUUUUUUUUUACCGGCUUGAGACCAUUAACUCCUUACUCACUGGCAGUUGCCCGAAUUCGAACCCAGGAUGUCAGCAGUGACAUCCGGCCCACCUCCCUUGUACACAGAUGCCUUGUUCUCGGAGAAAAUCUCACAAUUAAAAUUGUUUCGGUGCCACUCCAUUCCCUGUCUUGAUAGUUUGCCCUCCUCCAUCUUGCACGCUGCUAGAUUCCCUAGCUAUUUCCGCACCUCCGAUUAGCACGGUUGGCUACGUACGGUGCGAAAGAAGUUCAACGUACACACAUUGCCCUACCGCUUGCCUGGGUUGGACACUCGGAGGAGGUGUGAUGGGUCGUAUGCCAGGGAUCGGUACGGUACUGGGGCUGUCCUUGGAAACCUCUUCAAAGACGUCUACCCAGUGUGGAACGAGUCGGCCAAAAUACUUACCGAUGGGGUCUGGAGCUCCGAAGUUCAGGCCCCUGCCUCCAAAAGUGACGUGGGCUCGUAAUUUUCAGCGCUGCAUCUUUGCCUUUCAUUUUUAAAACCACUAUCCUGGGCCAGUCUCACGUUUGGCUGUAGCUUAGGGGCUUGUGCUGCAUGAUUUAUGUAUACAAUACACAUUCUACCUAUCGUGACGUGUGUGUGUGUGUGUAUAUACACACAGAUAUAUCGAGGGCCUUGGCAAAGUGCAUAAUCAUUCGCAGUGGCUGCUCUCAAGUAUGUGUUGCUACUAAGUUCAAUGCUGCCAGCGCAGCCUUACGAAUUCACUGUCUUGUAUUUGUUGAAAGUGACACGUGUUGGAUUUGAAUGGAUCCCCUUUCACUUUAGAUUGAGCUCUUUUUAAGGCGACCACCAUUCACUUAAAUUGAGGUCCAGUAUUUGCAACAUCUACGUAAUUACGCCUAAGCUAAACUAAUCAUGUGGCCAUGGUGAAGGUUGGUGAUAUCAUAUACAAUUUUCGAAAUGUGUGUUUGAUUUUUUUUAUGGAGAGACUGCAUUGAAAGUUGUGUGCAAGUACAGUACACACAGACUCGCCAUCUUCAUCAUUCGCACCGCCUUCAUUCUCAGCCGUGGUCUAUCCACUGCUGCAUGGAUGCCUCCCCAAGCUGUUGCCAUCUCUCGCCGUGCUGCGAUACGACGACGAGGCUAUUUCCUGCACAAUGAAUGAGCAGCGCUGCAUUGCAGUGUGGAAAUAAGAGGCCAACUAUUCAGAGCCACAUGGGGACUGCGUCUCCUUUGCAAGGGAGACCUUGGAUACAAAAGCGAAUAGAAUAAUACAAAGUUGAGCCGAAAAAAUGUGUACGGUACAACUAUUACACAAGCCCGUUUACUAUAUAGUGUGGCAGUGGUUAGCGCACUGCGUUAAACACAGCAGUUCCGGGUUCGAAUCCCAGUCACGGAUUCAUAUUCUUAGGUUUUUUCGGUAAAGUCACGUAGGUAAAACAUCAAAAUUAAUAAAAAUAAAAUAAAGCAAAAAUCACGACGUUUCGGAGGCAACACAAGUCUCCGUCAUCAGGUGGGACCGUCACAGCCGGAUUAGCUGCAUCAAGUGAGGCAAUGAUUCAAGAUGUAAUCCCUUAAAAAGGCAAGUUGAGGGGGAGGAGAGGGGGGGGGGAGCUCAUCAGAAUGCGGAUAUCGAUGGGGACCGAUAUCUACACCGGUCAUGGGUAUACCCCCCCCCCGCCUUUCACGAAUCUGACUGUCCAGAAUGGUGAAGUAUGAUCAAACAUGCUCUGUCGACACGACGUGGGGAGGCCGCCAUCAAACUGGAUGAUACACAGGGCUAAUAUAAUAAUGUGCAUCCCUUUGUGAAGAAUCCAUUGCUGGAUGAAAGCCUCCCCUUCCCAGUGUCGGUCAUGGGUGUUGAUUUUUUUUACUUUAUAUUUGUCAGCAGCCAUUGUGAAUGAUGAAGGUGGUGAUUUUGUUUUGACUAAUGCUCUGGAAGUGGCCUCGACAAAUCUCUGUCGAGAGUCAAUCGGUGGCAACGGGGGUUUUAUUUUUUGCAGCAGCAGCGUUUUAUCGCCUUCCCGUGCACCCGCAAAGCAAAUUUCUAAUUUCAACGGUCGCCUUCGUAGGGGUUUUAUAUUUUUUACGUGCGGGGCUCGUAAAGUUGAGCGUGGUUGCGUUGACCAUUGCGCAGCGGACACGACCGUCAAACGUAAAUUGUGGAACCCUCCGCUGGGUUAUGCACGCGCGCACGCAUGCGUAGCACUCUGCACGAGACGAACCAUCCUGCCACAUGCACGAUCCUAUAUUGCCGAGAUAAUUUGUGCUUUUAUUCACCGAUAGACAUUGGCCCGUUCGGUCAUGAUCAUGUGUAAUGACCGCAUGACAAUCCUGUUUUACGCGUUCGUGUUCGAAAUAAAUGAAGUGUAACCACG